AACUCGGGGUUUUAUAAACCCAGAGAUUCGCCUGCCCCAGCCCCAGAGACUGCAGAGCUCCCCUCCUCACACACUCUCCUCCUCCAGGGGCUGCCAGGGUGAGGAGCCGGGAUGAAGGUCAUAUGCUUGGACGCAGACCCCUCUGAAGUUUACCGGCCGGAGGCAGGGGCUGAGCAUGGCAAGCUGAAAACAGACUACAGGAAUUACACGGCUGGGCCGCUGCUAGAUCGCGUGUACAACACCUACCUGCUGAUGCACACGCACCAGACCGUGGACUUUGUCCGGAAGAAGGGUGCCGAGUACGGGGCUUGCGCCCAGCGCCGAAUGAGCAUCAUGGAGGCCUUGGAUUUACUGGAUAACGUGGUGGACGAAUCAGACCCUGACGUGGACUUUCCCAACUCCUACCACGCGUACCAGACCGCCGAGGGCAUCCGCCAGGCCCACCCGGACAAAGACUGGUUCCAGCUGGUCGGACUGUUGCAUGACAUGGGCAAAAUCCUGGCCCUGGCUGGGGAGCCUCAGGUGAGCAGCCGUGGAGGCAGCGUGUGCUCCAGUCGAAUGCACUCAUGGGCCGUGGUGGGUGACACGUUCCCCGUGGGCUGCAGGGUCCAGGAGUCCGUCGUCUUCAGCGACUCCACCUUCCACGACAACCCCGACACAAAAAACCCCCUGUACAACUCGCAGUACGGGAUCUACCAGCCUCGCAGCGGCCUGGCCAACGUGCUUAUGUCCUGGGGCCACGACGAGUACAUGUACAAAGUCAUGAAAUUCAACAACUUUGCUCUCCCCCAGGAGGCUUUCUACAUGAUCCGCUUCCACUCCUUCUACCCCUGGCACACGGGCGGGGAUUACAUGCACCUGUGCAGCAACGAGGACCUGCGCAUGCUGUCCUGGGUCAAGGAGUUCAACAAGUUUGAUCUCUACACCAAGUGCAAGGAUUUGCCUGACGUGACGCAGCUGAAGCCAUAUUACCAGUCCCUAAUUGACAAGUACUGCCCCGGCCAGCUGUACUGGUGACUCGCUGAGCAAGCACCCGCCUGGCCCCGAGACAGCAUCCCCACCCAGUCCCCUACCUCACCCAGCUGAAUGAGCUCAACCCCUGAGCACAACAGGAGCCCGCCUUUAGGCAACAGCCGCCUUCAGGGCCUGGCCCUGCAUUCCCCCACCUAUCAGCCUGCAAGGAGGUCCCCUAGAGCUGCUGGGCUGGGCUGGGUUGCUGGGGGAGCAGAAGCCCUGGGCCUGGGAAGGCACAUGCGGGUGGAAGCGGCGAGAGGAGAUGGCUCCGCUCGUUGCCACAUUUCUCAUUCUGUUCCCCACUCCAGCUCGCGGGAGGCCUGGGUACUUUACAGAAUGCACAUGGG
Molecule: messenger RNA, 1361 nt
Organism: Dermochelys coriacea (leatherback sea turtle)
Lineage: Eukaryota; Metazoa; Chordata; Testudines; Dermochelyidae
Gene: MIOX
Product: myo-inositol oxygenase
Exons: 10
Coding region: 112-1017 (301 amino acids)
Biological process (GO): inositol catabolic process
Cellular component (GO): cytoplasm
Molecular function (GO): inositol oxygenase activity; iron ion binding
Source: RefSeq, a predicted model, not a curated record